UUGAGGCUGUGCUGGGUAGGUGGGCGCAGACGGCGCGACUACGGGUCGGGGCUGGGCUCAGCGCGCUGCGAACAAAGGAGUCUGCGGCGGUUCCCGGCUCCGCGGAGGACCCAAGCUUCGCGGGACUCGGAGGCUCGGCGGCUCCGCCUCGGCUUCGCCUCGGCUCCACCGCGGGCGCCGCGGCAGCUGCCGCCGAGUGCUGCCCAGGGAGCCCGUCCCGCCCGGGGCUCAUGAUGGGGCUGAUCUUCGCUAAAUUGUGGAGCCUUUUCUGUAACCAAGAGCACAAAGUAAUCAUUGUGGGACUGGAUAAUGCAGGGAAAACCACCAUUCUUUAUCAGUUCUUAAUGAAUGAAGUAGUUCAUACUUCUCCAACCAUAGGAAGCAAUGUUGAAGAAAUAGUUGUGAAGAACACUCAUUUUCUUAUGUGGGAUAUUGGUGGUCAAGAGUCCCUGCGGUCAUCCUGGAACACCUAUUAUUCAAACACAGAGUUCAUCAUUCUUGUUGUCGAUAGCAUUGACAGGGAACGACUGGCCAUCACAAAAGAAGAAUUAUACAGAAUGUUGGCUCAUGAGGAUUUAAGGAAAGCUGCAGUUCUCAUCUUUGCAAAUAAACAGGAUAUGAAAGGAUGCAUGACGGCAGCUGAAAUCUCCAAAUACCUCACCCUUAGUUCAAUUAAGGACCACCCAUGGCACAUCCAGUCAUGCUGUGCACUAACAGGAGAAGGGUUGUGCCAAGGUCUAGAGUGGAUGACCUCCAGGAUUGGUGUGAGAUAAUUUUUUUCUUGAAAAAGACUUCUCUAUUUAUUCCGUGACACGAACAUUUUUCCUAAUACCUUUGGCUGCUGAGGCAGCUGCAUGUUUAAUUUAUAACAACACAAACCUCUGAGCAACACUUGAAUCAAGUGCCGCUGUACUGGAACAUAAAGAUGUUUUCUUCCCUUUGUUUCAGAUGCACUAAUCUUCAGUUGGAUGAGCAUAAUGUGUAACUAACUAUGUUUGCAGCAACAGAACUCUUCUGACUGCUUAUUCUAAUUGUUCAGUGACUGCCUUGUACACACUGUCUGUCAUAUAUUUCAUGUCAUCUGAAGUAUUGUUAUGUCCUUUACAUCCCGUUUCUUUCACUUCUUAGCCACUGUUCCAUUCUCCCCAGGUUCUUAGUGGUUUGACAGAGCAGUAGUAGGAAUUGUCAUGUACUACUUCUUCAGCGCCAAACAUUUGUUCUCUUCAAACCCUUUUUAUCUUUGGACAGAUUAAUUACAAUGAUGAAAAUUUCCUAGAAGCUCUGUGUGUGUGUGUGUGUGUGUGUGUGUGUGUGUGUGUGUGUGUGUGCAAGAGUAAACAUCAUGAAUACUUGCCUUUAAAUUUCCCUCACUUCAUUGCAUAUCAUAGUUUAAUUUUAAGUUGCUCUUUGCAUGGGAAUUAAGUAGUCCAUCUAUUUAUGUAAGGAACUAAGUUCACUUUUCUGCCAACAAUAUUUGGUUAAAAACACUUGGUAAAGCAUGAAUUUGAAAGCCAGCUUCAAUGGGAAAUAUUAUUGGCUCCAUUUGAUAGCUUAAGAUUUUCACUGUGUAUAUAACUGUCAGAAUUUAGUAAAACACACCAACAUGAAAUUAAGCUAGGACAUUUGUAAUAUGUUUUUCUAUCAGUUUGCUACCUGUUUUAUUGUCAGUAAAAACUUCAGCUAUUUUGUCAGAGAUACCUUACCUGCUUGGGCAGCAGCCAAAGUGUGAACGAGCCUUUUUAUUUCUCGGGUUUGCAGUAGUAUCUGUAGAGCAUCUUUAUCACCAGCAGUGUGUUACUGAAAGGCAAAAUAACAUGGCUUUUCUUUAAAUCUGGCUGAGGGUGAUGUGAAAGAGGCUUCAGACAGUUGCCGUCUCACAUGCUCUCUCUCUCUCUCUCUCUCUCUCUCUCUCUCUCUCUCUCUCUCUCUCUCUCUCUCUCUCUCUCUCUCUCUGUAGGUAGACUUUGUGUCCUAAAAUCUUUUAGGGUACUGCUGAAUCUAACUCUAGCUUUUAGAAUAUUCCUAUAAGACUCAAUGCUCAUAUUCUUUCUUGUUUGUUUUUUUUUUUUUUUUUAAAUCCUUGGCCUGGAACUCACUAGGUCGACCAGGCUGUCAUAUACUUAGCAACACAAAUGCUUUUAAAGGUGUGUGCCACCACUGCCGCCCAACACACAAAUGCUUUUAUUGAGUACAAAAAUGGAGGAAAAGGGCCUAAUGCAUCAGGCUUACUGGGUGGUAUUAACGGUUCCCAAGGCAGUUGUCUAAGGUGGAAGCAAGAGUAAACCUUAAGAAAAAAGGGGACAAGUGUUGUCAUUACCCGUCUCUUUCACGGGUGUCAUUUGCUGUAUGAAAGGGAUGUAAUGUGUACUUAGGGACAGUUCCUCAUUUGCAGUAUUUUUUAUUUGGAUCAAAAUAAGCUUCAGUAUUCAUAAAUACCUGCUCAAAAUUGGUAUUUUAAUUUCAGGUUUUUUGUAUGUAAGUUGCCUUAAACUUUGCUCUCUUUUCAGGUGUACUCGUUUGUUUUAUUUAGUUAAUUUAGUUGAAUUUGAUGAUAUUUUUAUUUAGUGUUUGCACCCUUGAUCUGAGAAAGUGGCCAGAGGAAAAGUGUUCUGGGCUGUGGGAAAUUGUUUAAACUUUGAAUCUUUUUCUUAGUGAUUCUAUGCCAAGUAGAGGGUAAGUUUAAUUUUCUUGUGUGUUUUAAAUAUAAUUCAUAAUCAAAGGUGAGAGAGAAAAGCAGAUAUAAAUCAGUGUGGAUGGUGUUUGUUGCGUGGGGGGUGGGAACUAAGAAAAUACUAAUUACCUAAAGCACACUUUGCCUGAACUUUACUUUGUUAUAUUGUUUACCAUAAAUAUAAAAAAAAUUCUCAUAAAUCUGUCUUGAGAUAAAACAUAUUUAAUGCCCCAGUAUUUCUUCUUAUGAAAUAAUUAUUUGCCUCCUUGUAUCUAAUAAGAUUGGCUGGUUCAAUUUUCUUCUAUCAGAUAAUAUGGUUAUUUUUAUAUUACCACAUCAGCAUUAUAUUGAAAAUGUUUUUAAUAGUUGAUUAUAUUUUGUCAAACAGCUACUAGUAUAGAUGCAGAUUUGCUAUUGAAUUGUUAAAAGUACAGUUUAUUUUACUUCUACAUCCUUUUUUAAAAGCAUAUGAUUAGUUUGGAUUAGAAGCAACAUCUGUUAGGCAUCUCAAUAUGAAAUCAGUAUUCAAGUAGACAUUGUGCCAUUGAUGAGGAUAGGGUUCAUUAAAAAGUUAGAGGCUUUUGUCAGUCUUUUGGUUUACAGCAGCACGAAACUAGUUACCCUUUACUCCAAGAGAAUGUUUGGACCCAAAUAAGUAUGUGAUGCUAAAGCAUUUGACUUGAAUGGUCACUGUAAAAUCAAAUGGCCAGAAAAUAUUAUUUGCUGAAAAAAUGUAAAAUUGUGAUGGUGCCUUUGUUGUUUUGAGAUGAGUUCUCAGUUUUUUACAUUGUUCUUUAGAGGUCACGUUAACAGCUGAUGAGAUGGAGGGGAGUGAUUUGUAUCUCACAUUCUCCUUUGUCUCCACAUGUUAUUUGGUAGUUUGUAUUAUACAGAAACCUCCCACACCUUUAUACCUUCAGAAAUUAAUCUUGUAUUUUAAUUCAAAAAUGAAGAAAUUAAGCUUAUAUGAAAUCUAUUCAAUAUGUUUCAGCUAAAAAUACAAAAAGAAAAAAAAGAAAAGAAAAAGAAAAAAAGAAAAAAAAACCUACCCUUGCGAAUCAAGUGUGCCAUUUUCUGCCCUGAGCACAUGUGAGAAUCACUGUAGAAGUAGCUCUCGAGUCCAUAAGGGAAUGCACUAAGUGUUUUUAUUGUUAAUGUGAUUUAAUUUCUUAAAACCGGAAAUAUUAAUAUAUAUAUAUAUAUACAUAUAAUCUAUUGAAAACUGAGGAUUGAAUAUAUAACAUAUGCUUUUAGGUUCUUGUGUUAACAUUCUUAAAGGGAUAGUACUUUUAUUACAUAUUCACUAGAGAAACAGUAUAUACAUUUCAUUCUUUUAAAAACAGAUUUAAAUAACUCCCAUAGUAAAAGCUCCUGCCUCUGCAUCCCCAGUGCCAGGAUUGCCAUAGGUAUUUUAAUUAAAUGUAAUUUAACUUUCAUUGUAGCAUAGAGAGAAACCAGUUAUUUUCCUGUGGGAACAAUGAAGGGUACAGACAAUGCUAAAAACAAUAGUCUUUGAUGCUGGCAAGUCUGGCCAUGAAGAAAUUUUUGAAGAAGACAAAACUUUUUAAGUCUUUGAUGUUGUAUCUCAGAACAAAUUCUAAGCAGAAUUAUUUCCAAGCGCAUUCAUUUAAUUCUUCACUGUGUAAAGCAUACAUUAGUAAGCAAACAGGGGUUGUGCCUCUCCAUGAUGGAGUUUUAUUGGCAUUUAUCUCUAGAGGCCAACUUUAUGGGUUAACAUUUUAUCUGUGGCCCUGGAACAAGAUCCUCACACACCUAAACUUUAGUUUUAAAGGUCCUUUAAUCUUCUGUCAAUGGGUCACCUCAAUUAUAUCUUCUUCCUGUAUCUAGCCAAACAUUGCACUGGCUGUCUAAAGAAGUGGAUUCUGAUCCCAAUCUGCCCAUUUAUCAUGUGUCUAGUUGACCUAAGCCACUCUUGUUCAUGGCCUUCUUUUUAUUCUUCCCAAACUGAGGAGCCUUUAAGGAAACUAAGUCUCAGCUAUGUCUUCUGUUUUUAAUAUUCUAAAGCCUUACAUACUAUUACUAUUUUUUUAAAUCUAAAAUAAUGGGGAAAUGCUUGUAGUAUCACAUUUAAGUCGUUUUAUUUAUUGUUUGAUUCCCCUUCCCAGUAUCACUUCCUCUAGUAUGUGUAUACAAUCAGGUAGGAACAAAGUAUAACUUAAUAACUCUCCUUCAGCUUAAACUGAACUUCUAGCUAAUGACAGUGCAAAAGAGAAGCCAUAUUCACCAGAAAAUGGCAUUGGGUUACUUAGAAAUAGCACCCAUGUGUGUUGGAUACUCUCUUCUAGAGAACAUACCUUAUUUUUCUGCCUUUGCUGACUCAGUGGAAGUGGUUAGCUUGUUCUGUUUGUUGCCUUAAGGCAUCCCAAACAUUUUCCAGUGCUGAAAGAAUAUCAUGGACCAGGGCAUCAGUAUGUUAUAGACUUAAGUCUUCUUAAGUGUGAAAAUGGCUGAUGUUUAAGGUCAGCAGUUUUCACUGUCAUCUCAUCUCUAUUCAUUUAAUAUUAGUGUGAAGACUGAAACCCAAGAGCCAGGUUUCAAAAGAAAGGUAUAUUUUAAGAAUAGAGUCCAAUAGAAAGGAGGAAGGAGUUCUAUUAUUUCAUUUUAAAGUAAUAAAAAAAGUGUUCAGUUGAACCUAAAAUCACCUUUAUAUUUGGUGAAAUGCUUAAAUGUCUAUUUGGAGGCUUAGAGGUAUUCUUGGAAACAAAUUCAAAAUUAGAUGAACUUGGUAUAGUAAAAUCACCUAAAAUUAGGUAAGAAAAUAUGGAUGCAAGAGUAUGAGUCCCCCCCCCACCUUUUUUUUGCAUUUAAUUCUGGCAACAUGGGAGAAGUAGAUACUCUACAUUGCAUUUACCAUGGCUGGAAAGCCUGAGACUGCUAGCAUUCUGGCUUAGAAUCUGGAACUUUAAUCACACAGAGGCAUCUUGAUUUUUUUUUUUUUAAACCAAUUCUCUGCAUUUUCUCCUGGAGUGGAGAAAUAUAAUAUGUGCUGUGUGUAGACUGAAUAUAGCAAAUGAAACUUCUAAAAGAAUGAAAAUAUUUUCUUGCACAACUUACCAAAUUUUAAUUUUAGUAAUUACCUCAUUUUUUAGUUCUCAAGGUGCUUUAAGUGUCUGGGAUGUUGUGCAGUGCCAUAAAUCCGCCCUUACCCAAAUGGCUUGGAACAUGCAGGACUCCCAGCUGAAGCAAGUGCUAGGUGGGGCUAUCGUUUAUUCUUUGUUUCUCAGCAGCAGGGUGAACAGGUAUUCUUUCAGUCAAUGCACUUGAGCAAGCACUCAGAAAUAUUUAAUUAGUUAAGGAAAGUCCUGUAAUUUGAUCAGUGAUGAUAGACUAUGACUAUCAGUGUGCUAGGACAGCAAAUGACCAUCAUUUGAUCCCAGUAGUUCAUGAUUUAUUGGCAUGUUUUAGCUGUAGCAAUGGGAAACUAAUCAUUUUCACAUAAAUUUUCCCUCAGGAAAUUCAGGGACUCUGAGGCCCCUGUGGAUUCUCUUGGAGUAAACUUUCAGUCUAGUCAUGAACAUUUGUCAUCUUGGUUUUGAAAAAAGUUUAGCUGCUGUUUCAUUGAAAUUGUGAAAUAAAAUGAUGGCUAUGGCCUUCCAAGUAUGAGAUAGUUUUCUAUUUCCCCAUUCUCGACUGUUCCACAGAAUGUAGUUUAAAAUAAGGAAAGCAAAUUCCUGGCAGUUAUAGCCUGGCUGUCCCGUUUAUUCUAAAGGGAGUGUAAUGAUUGUAAUUACACAUUGUCAUCUUCACACAUAACUUGGUGCUUUAUAAUAUUAAAGAGAAAGUAAGCCCUGUACUCAUUAUACUUCUAGCUCAGAUUGUAAAACUCUUUAAAUGUACAUGUAUGUUCAUUUCAUAAGAUUUAAAUAUAAAUUGCUAUUGGUUACAUCUCAGGCUUUGUGCAAGUGUUCUGACAAUAUCUUUACCAAGCAGUCUGGUCCAAUAGAAGAUAUUAUUAAUAAGAUCAAGGUAGGAUCCCAUCUCUUUGUGGACAGGCUGGUGUUUAUACAAGAGGAAACAAUGUUGUCCACACUACACACUGCUUCUGAAUCCUCAACAAGCCACUGAAAUCUGUGCCAUUGCUCCCAUACUUAAGUGAUAAGCAAGAAAAUGUAAAAGCAAAUGCCAUGCCCCACAAAUGGUUCCAAGCUUGUUUAUUUGUGAGGUUGUUGAAAAGACAUGGGUUUUGGAUUUUAAUACUUUUCAACUAUCAUGAAAUGCUUCUUUUAUAUGUAGGUCAUGCUCAUAAUUUUUUAUUUCUGCAAUUAUGUUCUAAUGAAUUGUGUGCAUGCCGACUUACCCAAGUAAAAAGAUGCAGUUUGCUCUGGAAUGUUAAUCUUUAGACAGGUUUUUGGCUCAUUUGCAAUCAUGGUGCAAUAUAGCAUAACAUCCAUUUGUUUUCAGUCCACAGUUUUAUUUUUGUCAUAAUAAAUACUUUUCCAAUAUCAA
Molecule: messenger RNA, 7138 nt
Organism: Peromyscus leucopus (white-footed mouse)
Lineage: Eukaryota; Metazoa; Chordata; Mammalia; Rodentia; Cricetidae
Gene: Arl5b
Product: ADP ribosylation factor like GTPase 5B
Exons: 7
Coding region: 231-773 (180 amino acids)
Biological process (GO): intracellular protein transport; protein localization to Golgi membrane; vesicle-mediated transport
Cellular component (GO): trans-Golgi network; cytoplasm
Molecular function (GO): GTP binding; GTPase activity
Source: RefSeq, a predicted model, not a curated record